This is a messenger RNA of Exophiala bonariae, 786 nucleotides long. RefSeq lists its product as uncharacterized. Lineage: Eukaryota; Fungi; Ascomycota; Eurotiomycetes; Chaetothyriales; Herpotrichiellaceae. Bases 1 to 786 code for a protein of 261 amino acids. The transcript has 2 exons. Gene Ontology annotation, molecular function: oxidoreductase activity, acting on the CH-OH group of donors, NAD or NADP as acceptor. The record is from RefSeq and is a predicted model, not a curated record.
AUGAUUAACGCACACCAGGAAGGAAAUACUGUUUGGCUCGUUACCGGUGCCUCGAAUGGUGUUGGUGCUGCAUUCUUGCCUCUUCUCCUCUCUCGGCCUGCCACUACUGUGGUUGCCUUGCAUCGUGCCACCUCCGCAGUUGCAGAUAUUGAUGUUCACUCUACUUCUGCCAUUUAUACUCACAGCUACGAUGCUGUCAACACCGAAGCAGAAAUCUCCAAACUGGCUGAGGCCAUCCGCACGGCACGUGGCAUUAACCGUAUCCACAUCGUCCUGGCAUCUGCCGGCAUGGUGGAUGGGAUGAAACCUGUUCUGAGCACUGGCUGGGAGGAAGUUCAGAAACAUAUGGAUGUCAACUUCGGAGGGCCAUUGAAACUCGUCCAGGGCCUGAAAGGUCUCUUGGGCUUAGAUGCUUCGACCGAUACGCCAAACACUAGUGGAACCAAAUUCAUCUUUAUCUCUUCUUCUGUCGGAUCACUUACCCAGACUGAACUAGUUCCAGGCUGUCUGGCCUACGGAUCAAGCAAGGCGGCGGCCAACUACAUGAUCACUCGUCUUCAUGUGGAAUUGGAGGCUCACAACUUCAUCACCGCUGCCAUUCAUCCUGGCUGGGUGCGGACACGGAUGGGCUUGCAUGCAGCAGACGAGUGGGGUGUCAGUCGAGAUUUCGUGCCACUGACAUCCGAAGAGAGCGCCGCCGCAAUCCUGAAGAUUGUUGACACCUGCAGCAGGGAGACCGUCGGAGGCAGGUUCUUGAGUUACGAUGGCACUGAACUGCCUUGGUAA